Microstroma glucosiphilum is the source of this 6470-nucleotide messenger RNA. RefSeq lists its product as hypothetical. The record is from RefSeq and is a predicted model, not a curated record. Gene Ontology annotation, cellular component: cell cortex; mitochondrion. The coding region runs from base 200 to 6301 and encodes 2033 amino acids. The transcript has a single exon. NCBI's taxonomy places the organism in Eukaryota, Fungi, Basidiomycota, Exobasidiomycetes, Microstromatales, Microstromataceae. Gene Ontology annotation, molecular function: phospholipid binding; tubulin binding. Gene Ontology annotation, biological process: establishment of mitochondrion localization; dynein-driven meiotic oscillatory nuclear movement; microtubule cytoskeleton organization.
CCUUGUACGCCCAUUGUGUCUGCCCUUAUCAUCCACUACCAACCCAUCAUCAAUCACAAGGGGGCUGACGGAUUGCCCUUGAUCCACAGCUACCGUUGCCCCUUGUCUCACUGCUCGGCAUAUCAUCUUAUACGGCAGCAGACUGGAGUCGCAGGAACAGGGCGAUACCCUCUAGCCACCCCUGACUCUUUCCCUUACAAUGGCUUCCUCGGACGAGGUCCUCGAGGCCAACGUCUCCUCUGACAACAUCGGAGUGCAAGAGACGGCUGCUUUCAAGCCGCCUACUCGACCUGGUGCAUCUCUACGAGCGCGCAACAGCGCUGCACGUCUCCUCGAUUCGACCAAUGCAGAGGCAUCGAGCAGCACAGCCAAUGAAGGACUUGCCUCCUCUUCCAGUACCCCGAAGCACGCCACAAGCCCAUCCAGUACCGAGCGCAGUGAUCUUGCAGCCGCUAUACAAGCACAGCGCACUCGCCUCGACAACCUCGGACGGCAGAAUGAGACGCAGACUACCGCCGUAGGCGCCCUGGGACAUGACCUCCUCCAGCAGCAGAGGGUCAUCGAGUCCCUCAAGGAUGAGCUACGGAAUGCGAGGCGACAACUUGAGAGCUCCGACGAGAACGAUGGGCAGCUUGGCGAGCAAGUCAAGGCAUUGAUGGAGAGGAUCGAUGCAGAGACGUCGGAAAUGGUUGCCAAGAGCGAACAAUCGCGGUCAGCGGUGAUCAACGCAGGUAGGGAAGAUUUGCCAGGUCUGCCCACCUCAGCCAGCGCCAGCAAUGUAGCUUCUCCUUCGACGACAUACGCCUUCCUCGCAAAUGACCCGACUACCAUGCGCUCAAGUCAAUCUCACAGCGCAGGAUUUGGAGUGCAAGGCAUCACCCCUAGUCGCUCUUCUGACAGGAGAGCCCGCAAUGCCGCUGCCCCUUCCAGCAUUCAUGACAAGGAUCUUGUCAACCAGCUACAGGAAGGUCUCGUGAAUGAAGUCCGGCGCCUGCAAGCUCUCCUACUGCAGCGCGAACAGCAGAUGAAGGCCCACGAGGAGACGGCGAAGAAGGCUGAUGAGGAGCUGGGCCUGUGGAGGCCAAAGGCAAUGUCUCUCAUGGAGCAGGAAGACGCUCUCAAGCAAGAGAAUUGGGAUCUGCAAGUGAGGGGCCAACAGAUCGAGGAGCAACUCGAGGAAGAGAGGGCUGCUGUCAGGAAGCUAGAGAGCGAGCGAACAAGAGUCACUCGAGAGCUGGCGAAGGUACGGGAGACGGCAGAUGAGAGGAAGGCUCAAAUCGAGGGGCAGACAGCUGAAUUGGAAGCCCUCAAGAGUACGAGGGAGACCGAGGUCGCUCUCGCACGAAAGGACAAGGCGAGCUAUCUUCGCGAACAGGGCGACUUGCAGGCGGAGCUGCAGAAGUACAAGGCAGAAGCUCUUCGUUUGGAGAGGGCCAACAUGUCGCACAGCGGCAGUCGCGGCAUGCUCAGCAUCGACAAUACCUUGGCCGGCGACGAGUCUACUGACAGCGUCAUGCCUCCUGUACUGGCACGUGGAGGUGGUAAGGCUGGCGCUCAGAACGCAGGGGACUUUUCCGAGGACACCGAAGAGCACACAGGGAUGGCAAACACGGCACGUGACCGCGAGGUCACUGACCUGCGAGGCAAGCUCGCCUUGGCCCAGAAGAAGACUGGCAAGGAUUCGGCAGAGAAGCGCAAGCUACGAGAACAAGUCGAGACUCUCCGUCGUCUGCUCAAUAAGGCCGGUCUUGACGCACCUGCAUGGUCCGACGUGGAAAGCAGUGAUGACGACGCUGCCGAGGAGGCCUGGGUCGAUAUCGCAUCCAGUGCUAGGACAAAGGGCAAGGGCGGUAGGAUCCCCAAGAGCUCCACGAGGCCCAACAUUGCGAGUCGCUUCGGCCUCACACCUUCCCUCAGCGCUCAAACGGUCAGCGAGGCUGGUGAAGAGUCAUACGAGGACGCAUCUGGAUCUGGCUUCGAAGAUGAUGAGAGCGUCGACAAUGAUGAAGGCGGCGGUGCUGGACCUGCUCGAAAGAAGGAUCGCCGACGCUCCACUAUUCGGGCCAUCAAUCGACUUAGCACGAACAGCCCUCUUUCGACUAACGUGUCCCUUCCUGGCGACGAGGACGAUGAGAGCGUCGAAGAACCCGUCAAGCGUCUUCCUACGUCGCGUCGUAGUGCUGGCGCUGGGCAAAGGGUGGUCUCUGACGUUGUCCCGGCCGCUGCUCUGGGCGACGAGCUUGAUGAACUCAAUGAGCUGAACGACUUCAACGACGCGGCCAACGAAAGCACUGCUUCUCUCCCUGCGCCUGAAGUCAGCCUUGCUCCACAGAUGGCUCGAGAGUUGAGCGAAGAGGGGGUGCAGACGGAGGAUCUACCGGACCUCGUCACCCCUGCUCUUGCAGCACAGCAGGCUCAGCACGAAGAGACACUGCUCGCCCUUCAGCAGACUCUGCAAGCUCAACAUGAGCAAGCUCUGUCCGCUCUCGAGAGGGAUCACCAGGCUCGACAUGAAGACGUCGUGGCGUCCUUGCAAGCAGCUCACCAGUCAAGGCACGACGAGGCGAUGACUGACGUCCGUGACCGCCACAAGGUACACAUGGAGUCGCUGUCUCGAGAGCAUGAAGAAGCCGUCGCUGCUCUCACUCUCCAGCACAAGAGCCGUUUGGACGAGCUCGCUGCCGCGCAUGCACAAGCUUUGCACGCCAGGGACGACAAAGCAGCUGAAUACGUGACACAACUUGAGCAGGGCCACGAGGCCUCUCUUUCCGAGAAGAUGGCCUCUCACGCUGCAGCUCUGGCUGCCGCGCUUGCUUCACAGAAGGAACAGCACGAGGGAGCCAUGGCCGAAGCCCGCUCUCGUCACACUCAAGUCCUCGCUGAUCACGUGGCCAAUCACACAUCCGCUCUGGGCGAGGCUGAGGCCAAGCAUCGAGCAGCGCUUGCAGAGCGUGAGAAGCUGUACAAGAGCGAGACUGAGAAGCGAGACGACGUCCAUCAGCAAGAGCUCGCACAGCGUGAGCGAAGGUACAAGCGAGCUCUAGAGGAGGCUUUGGAGGAGAAGGAGCGCGAACAUCAAGACAUGAUCGAGGACAUUCACUCCACCAACGACUCCUACCUGAGUCAGCGCGAUGCUGCUUAUGGAGCUGCGCUCAAGGAACGAGACGAGCAAGUCAUCAAGGCUCGUGCCGAACUGCAGCGUCUGCGAGCAGAGCUGGAAACCUUGACUGCCGAGUUGGCUGAGGCUAGGCGUCUUCUUGCAGCGGCUCUCGCUGGCAGCGAGACUUACGCACGAGACUUGGAGCAGGCGAGAGACGCACACACUGCUGCUUCAGCUGCCGCUGCCGCACAACUGGAGGCGCUACGUCAACAACACCUGACGGAGCAGGCGCAACUGCGUGAAUCGCAAGUACCUUCCAUGGUGGAGCUCGCUGACACGAAGCGUCAGCUGGAAGCAGCGCUUGCUGACAGUGAGAAGAACGUGCGAGAAUCAGAAGAAGCAAGGACCAAGCACACUUCCGCUCUAGCAGCAGCUGCUGCCGAGCUUGAGGCGCUGCGUCAACAGCAUUUGACGGAGCUGGCUCAGCUUCGAGAAUCGCAGGUUCCAUCAAUUGUAGAGCUUGCCGACACUAAACGUCAGCUUGCGGCAGCGCUCUCUGACAGCGAGAAGAACGUUCGAGGCCUGCAGGAGGCAAGGGACGGACACACUGCUGCUCUGGCGACUGCUGCUACCCAGCUCGAGGCACUACGUCAACAGCACCUGACUGAGACAAAUCAGCUUCGUGACCUGCAAGGGUCGGCAGCAGCGGAACUCGCCGAGGCCAGACGAAUGCUUGCGGCGGCGCUUGCUGAUAGCGAGAAGAAUGCAAGAAACUUGGCCGAAGCAAGGGACGCGCAUACAGCCGCUCUCGCUGCUGCUGCUUCGGAACUCGAGGCCCUGCGUCAACAGCACUUGGCAGAGGAGAUGCAGCGUCGCGAAGUGCAGGCGCAGACGGAAGCGCUAGCUACCGAUGGCGCUUGGUCGCAACCUCCCUCGAUGGAUGGCCAUGAUCACUUCUCCGAUGCAGUAGACGAUAGGUUCGAGGCUGCAAGCGCAAGAUCAGGAGAUGUGACCCCUCAACCGGUAGUCGAGGUGCAGAAUGAGCCGGAGUUCGGUGUGCGAAGGGUCAUUCUAGCCGACCUCAGAGAGUUUGGUAUUCAGACGGACGACGAGAAUUGGGCUCGCAUUCAGCAGGAGCAGCUCAUGCUUCGCCCGAGCGCCAUUGAUGUCGCUCGGCCAGGAAAGACUGCUGUUGGAGCCGGCGGCCUCACCGUUCUAGGUGGCUAUGCUCCCCAAUCCGGUGCCAGUGAUCGGGGAGCCGAAGUCCAGCCUGCCCCUGCGCUGUACAGUGUUGACGACGUCAAUGCCGCUCUCCAGCGUCGCUCAGCCUCUGACCCGGCUGCUACCCGACCAGACACUAGCAAGCCGCCCGUUCUGGCCGUCCCGCCUCCUCCUUCCGGACCGCCUCCGACUUCGCAAGAGAGCGGUGCUGAAGUCUCCGCCCCUAUGCGACCCACGUCUCCUCCACCUCCGAAGCUGAUCGCUCGAGCCUCCCUGGGCAACAACCGAUCCCUUAUCGUCCCUGGCAGCCCGGGGGAACCUUCUCGGCCGUCUUCGAGAAUGUCCAAUGCAGGUGGCCCUCCCAGCUCUUACCGAAGGCCUGAAAGUAGGAUGACCAUGGCAGAUGACGGACGCAGCGUCGAUUCGAACACUGCAGGCUACCUUCUCAAUAGGCCUCAGAAGUACCGUCGCCCGUCUGGAACAUCCAUGGGAUCGGACGCGACUUCGCUCAUGAGUAGUCAGACCUCCUUGAAUGACUACCAGAGUUCGAAUGCACACGAGCACCCCGGUGACGAGACCUUGACUGGCCGACCUCGACCAUCUCGAAGAAGCGGACGUGCCUCCAACAUGGUUCCAGACACCGAUGCGACUGAUCCGGUCAUCAUCCAAGCUAUUACACAGACUAUGAUUGGAGAGUACCUUUACAAGUACACACGGCGAGCAGUGAGGGGCGGCCUCUCCGACAACAGACACCGCCGAUACUUCUGGGUCCAUCCCUACACCAAGAUGAUCUACUGGACGGCGACUGAUCCAGGUGGGGACAAGGCGACCGAAGGAGUCAGCAAGGCUGCUUGCAUCCAAGACGUCUCCGUAGUCGAAGAUCCGAACACGAGCCCACCUGGUCUGUACCACCUGUCACUCAUCAUCAAGACCUCUGCUCGAGACAUCAAGGUCACAGCUGAGAACAAGGAGCGCCACGACGUCUGGCUCAAUGCUUUGGGCUACCUCGUCAACCGAGGCGACAUGGAUUCGGCUGCUGCAGACACCACUGUAGUAGCUGAGACUGCAGCCACUCCUUCGAUCACAGGAACGCGACGUCGCGGUUCACUCUCGCGUCUGCUUGCCUCCCCUGGCCGAAGUCUCUCUACUCUGGGCCGACUGAAGUCCACCGACUCUUUGAGCCAGCAGCAAGAUAACGAUGCUACGCCCAAGGGGCGCUCUGCGGCCGAGGGAUCCGUUGCCGGUUCUUACCGAAGCAAGCGACGUGACACUGCCGCGCGCGAGUACCUCCAACAGCAGUCCCGAGGGGGUCCGGCCAAUGACUUUGGAGUGGACGGACGUCGAUCUCGCAACAGCAGUGCCGGUGGUCGUACCGGCGCCUUGGAUCCCGUCACCGGUGAGCGUCUGAAGACGGCAGAAGAGAUGCUCGAGGAGAAUGAGCGUGAAGGGUUCGAGGGUCUGGACAAUGUUCGAGCCUGCUGCGGUGGAGCGCACGAUGUAGGCGCUCUUGCACACAAGCAGUAUCAGCAGCGCAAGACGCAUCGAAGACCCGGCAGCAGUCUGGGCGUCGCUGGUGCCGCUGGACCCCAUACUCCACGCCACAGCAACUUCUCCAUGAGCGGACCGGGAACCUCGCGCCCUUCAAGUCGGCUGAGCAACGUCUCCAAUCGCCCUCGUGGUAGCUCGAGCAGCACCCACUCUACCAACCAGGCCAUGCGAGAGCGAGACACCAGCUCACCACCACCGCAAUUGGGUCCUCUGAAUCUCAAUACGCCCCGAGCAAAAGGAGGAGCUCAGAAGGGAGACACGCACAACAAGACGGGCGAGACAUUUGCGAGCCUAUUUGAUCUCCCUGCCCCUACUCCUGCUAACAGACGUGCUUCUGAGGCGGCAGGGGAAGAGACAUUGACUCCCAAGACGGCAGGCCCGCGAUCUGUGCGGGUAACGGAUCAGUAUGGCUCGGUCAGGUCGACGAGGUGAUGCAGGGAAGAAGAGAGCAGUGGUGGUAUCCCCUACGUUCGCUUCACUGAGUCAGCACAUUCUUUUCGCUUCCACACGUUACAUCUCCUUCCUCUAUGUGAUACCUCUAUCUUGCUUCACACUCUCAAUCGUUACAAUCCCAUUUUCUUCCGCGUAAUGCUGUGCAGCA